Messenger RNA from Spodoptera exigua (beet armyworm), 2038 nucleotides. NCBI's taxonomy places the organism in Eukaryota, Metazoa, Arthropoda, Insecta, Lepidoptera, Noctuidae. The record is from the annotation of a GenBank genome assembly.
UUAAUGUCUAUAAUAAAUACUGUAUUAUUAGAAUCUUAACAAUCAGUAGACAGGAAGAUCUUCUGCAAACAUGUCUUUCCUAAACAAGAACUACAAAUACGUCAGCCAAGAGAACUUUGAUGGGUUCCUCAAGGCAGUUGGUGUGACUGGAGAAAAACUUGAACAACUCAUGAAAUUCGCACCGGAUCAGAAGCUGACCAAGGAUGGAGACACCUACACUUACUACACAGUAUCACCUGAUGGGCCAAAAGAAAUCAAAUUCAAGUCCGGAGAAGAGAUCGACGAACUUCUUGGUUCGUCAAAAACGCCUGUUAAGAGCACAUACGUAGUUGAAGGCAAUACCUUGACACAAACUGUCAAGUCCGACAGAGGUGUUGGUGUAUUCAAGAGAGAGUACAACGGCGAUGAUCUGAUUGUGACCCUCACCGUUGACAAGUGGGAUGGCGUUGCCAAGAGAUUCUAUAAGGCUGAAUAACCAAUACUCCUUCAUCAUCAUGACUUCCUUUAGGUGACCCCACGUCGUCGCAUCAGAAGUGGCAAGCUUUACAAUCAGACGCUAUUCCUCGGGUGUUUUUAUUUUUAAAUUAUUCUAUUUUAGUAACUUAUUUAUUUCCAUUAUUAUUAAAGAAUAUUGCUGAUACCUGUAUUUUUUUUAUUUCGUGAGUAUCCCUACUAUGGUUUGAUUUACGCCCUUUUACAUACUUGGAUAUAUGUAUAAUGACGUGGCUGCACCGAGGUUUAAGCUGUGGUUUUAGGCACGCACCCGAUCUCAUGCGUGAUGUGUAGGUGCGAAACUUGGUUAGUACCUCCUGAGAGAGAUCUUUUCUGAGUUAAAAUAAAUACAGUUUCUCAGUUUAUUGAUAAUCCACUAGUGUACGGUAAAGGAAAACAUUGUGGGGAUACUUAGAUCUAUAAAAUCGCCGAUUCAUCUUGAGCGAACGUAGGAGUAGUAUGCUGAAACCUUCUCAGAGUGUGAAAAACCUUUGGAUUGUAGUGGACACUUAUAGACUGAUGAUGAUGAUGAUGAUGACUGACUUGAAUUCAAAGAGGCAGAAGAUCAUCUACGAUAUUUUGGCCCGUGUUAACGUAUGUCAUUACCCGAGCGUACGCCACGUAGCGUCCGCACGCGCCCGUAAGCGCAAUGAGUCACUGCGGCCUCGGCCUCCUAAAGCAGGAGAAGGAAGGUGGGGGUUUUAAGUCACUAGGAGUCUGACUUUUUCUCUCGCCUUCCCGAGAGAAGUAAUUUGCUACUUUUCCCCUGACAAAAACAGCUAGUACCGACUUGGGUGAAAUGGAGAAGAACUAGAAGACAGUUAUUAACUUUUUACCGAGGUGACGGUGCCUUUUCGACAAGGAAGAAUUAUUACGACUGGGCCAGCGUGCGACCGACUUCCCCGCGUUCUACAAAUUAUCCAAUUUAAUCCGAAGAGAAUUUGAUUAUUUUAAAUCAAUUGUAACAUGAUUGUAGUCACAGUAAGUUAGAGAGUACGUUGGAAGCCUUAUUUGAUUUCAUCACAUACCUUUCCGUCAAACAUAUGUAACAAAAACACUGUAAAGUCAAAAUAUUGAGAGCUAGAUUAAUAAAUAAAUUUUUGACUUUAACCUUGAUAUUUCGAGGAACACUUGAAGAACAAUAGGUUUGUUUUUUGUUUGGGACGUCGGCGUUUACUUGGAGUGUGAUGAAUAAAACAAAAUUUAUUUACUUUAUAAAAUUAAAGGGAAUAAUUAUAUGCCUUAAGAAAACUAAAUAAAUCAACAAUGGCACAUUAAGUAUUUUACUACAUCAAAAAGAGACUUUUUACGGGCAAUUUCUUGGUGCAUAAUAAAGGAGACAAUGACUCAUACAAUUAUCGGCUUUAGCAAACUGAAAAGUAAAGAUAAUACGGCCUUAAAUUCAUCAUCAACCCCCAAUUUUCUCGAAACGAUGACCAGUCACGAUGACUUGUUUUCGAUAACUAUGAUAAAAGUGAAUUCAAAAUUAUCAAGUAUUGUUUUCAAUAUUCAAUUUUAUUAUUUAGUAAUAAGCUUACUACCUUUG